Babesia bigemina is the source of this 3504-nucleotide messenger RNA. RefSeq lists its product as hypothetical. The record is from RefSeq and is a predicted model, not a curated record. Gene Ontology annotation, cellular component: cytoplasm; nucleus. The transcript has a single exon. NCBI's taxonomy places the organism in Eukaryota, Apicomplexa, Aconoidasida, Piroplasmida, Babesiidae. The coding region runs from base 1 to 3504 and encodes 1167 amino acids. Gene Ontology annotation, molecular function: calcium ion binding; protein serine/threonine phosphatase activity.
AUGGCGCCGGUAGGUCGCGCUGACUCCGACGAGUUUUCGGGCGAGCUUGUUUUUUCGAACCGAACGCUUGCGAGCGCGCCCGAGAAUGCGAGUGUGCCGGCCGAGGAAGAUAUCAUGCGCCUCCCCUCUCUGGGCGAGGGGUACAAGAGCAGCCUCUUGGAGCCCAGCACUGCCGCGAGUGGCGGCUCUAGGGCGUCUUUCAUGCGCUGGCAUUCCCAGGGCCACCUUCUGAUGGAGAUGAAGCGCGACGACGAGCGGAUGCGCCGAGAGGCGAAGGCGCUGUUCGAAAGCUCCUCAUGCGGCGAUUCCAUGUGCGAGGGCGAGUUCGGGUCGACGAAGCCCUCCGAGAGCCCGGAUAGCGAUCGGCACGAUUCUCUGGCGCGCCUUAGCACUGUGUUCUUCACUUCCGACUCGCAGCUACAGCCCGUAAACAACGGCGUGGUUUCGUUCUUGCUGAAGACGUUCCGCCAGCUGGACGAGUCGAAGCUGAUUUCCGCUCCUUUUGAGCUCACCUCCGAGAUCGAGGCGUUCCGCAGCCGCAUAUUCGAGGUGAUGAACAAGGAAUUCAACAGCCUCAGCCUGUCGGAGGCGCUGCUCACGGUUGCGUUCAACCACUACGCCGGCGUCUCGCACCCCGGGUACAUGACCCUGGACGAGUACAUGUCGAUGAUGUCGCUGUACAAGGGUGUCUUUGCGAACGAGACGAUGACGCGGUUCGUGUUCGACUCCAUGGACCGGCGGCGGCAGCUGAUGAUCACGUUGAACGACUUCAUCGCCGGCAUGAUGGCCUGCUCCCCGCAGGCAGCCCACAAGGUGACCAGCGCCACCGGCCGCCUGCGCCUGCAGCACAUCUUCCGGGCCUACGACGUCAAGCGCAAGGGCUAUCUGGACCACGACGCGCUCCGCGUGCUGCUGACCCACAUCCAGCAGCUUGCGCGCAUAGCCAACAGCUCGAAGGUGGAACGGAUGCCGAGCAUGAACGGGUCGUUCAUCGACAUACGUCGCAGCGAUUCGCUAUCUGAGUCGGACCCGCAGAGCGCCACCUCCAAUCUGAACGAAGUGUUGGACCUGAUCAUGUCGACGUACGAGAACGGCUUCGGUUACGACGCGUUUUACUCAUCUGUCGAGAGCGGCCUAAUCAAGGACUCGCACCUGCUGUUGCGUUCGGACAAGGAUUUCGCCGAGCUCGUAGGUCAACACCUGAUCCAUGCACUCGGUCGCGUGGUCAUCCCGUCUGAGGUGGCGGCCAAGGCCGAGGUCACACCGCUUCCUGUCGAAACACCACCACCUCAGGAAGAGGAACCUAAGCCCGCCCCAGUCAACGAGGACGUGUCGGGACGAUCCGUUGAUCGCACGAGGAAGCCCUCCAUCUGGUCCUCCGCCAACUCCCCGAGGUCGGCCGAGGCAACAAGUCUGGCACCCUCACCCUACGCCAGCACGUACGCUCGCGAUGGCAGGGUGCAUUCCCUGGAGCCGUUUUACGGCCUCAGCGGCGUGCGCGAAUCUCCCAGGUCCCUGUCUUCAAGGAGCCACUACGGCCUUUCCGGGCUAGGCACCGAUCGCAAGCCGCUGUUCCAACCUGCGCCUCUGAAGGGCGGCUCUUUGGACGCCACAAUACGCCCUUUCAACGAAGACGCGUUCUUCCGGAAGCUGGCUCCGUACACGAAGGCUGGCAACUUCAGGUCGUAUGAUGCCGAUAAUGAACCCCGCCAGCUUGGCGGUAAGGCAUCCGCGUUGGGCUUGGGCUUGGGCAUGGGGAUACCUCAGGGUGCCUCCGCGUUCCAAGGCAGUGCGGCCGUCAGCGAACCCGAACUGCCCGCUGGCAACUUGCUAUCCACCAAGGCUUUGGAAAACGCUCUCAGUGCCACCCGCGGACAAGGUGUUGCACGGGACGUCGUCCCGUUCCUGCCAAAAGGUGAGAACGCGUGGAACCGCGCGAAGAGCGUGGAGUGCCACACAGAGUGGAUGACGUUUCGGAAGCGCGCUGACACUGAUGGCAUCUUGGGGACCUCUCGUAGCGCCGGCUACGCACGCAUCUCCGGCCUGGGUAUGGCCGGAUUCGGCUUUUCAGAUCUAUGCGACCCGGUGAAGGACAAAAUGGGCAUCUCCGAGUCCAUGUUGACCUCCAACUUGAACAUGUCUACAACGCCACCGCAGGACACCACCACCGAGACGUUGGCACUGAACGAUGCCUCGCCCAGCAUGAUCGGGGCGACACUCCGUCGCUCCAACUCGCGGUCGCAGGAGACAACGGAGUGCAAGAUGGACGCGCCAGCUCCGGAGCGCCACAACAGCGUGAGGUUCGAGGACUCCGUGCCAGCGUCGUCUGCCACGGCGGCCUCGGAUUCCGAUCUCGAGGGCAUCCUCAGCAGGCGCCUGUCGGACCUCUGCCGCCGCUACCGCGCGAGGUUCAUCGGGUUCAACAGCUGCAUGCUCGCUGACAGCACGAUCGCGUUGAAGGUGUACGGCGAGAUUUACACCAGGACGUUCAAGUGCCAAGACUAUUGGGGCGUCUUCGAGCGCUUCCACUGGUGCUCCUACAACGAGCUGCUGGAGCUGUGCGACGUCGUUUGCGGCGUCGUCAGACAGGAGGGCAGCGUGCUCCACAUGGAGGGGACUGUGCAGAUGCACGGCCCUCUCAACGGCAGCGUGCUGACGCUGCUGGAAUCGUUCAACUGCCUCGGCUGGCCGUUGCACGGCAACACCGCGGACCGUUCUGUCGCUCGAGCCGUGGAUGCGAGCCAAUACGCCAAGGGCGAGACCACCAAGCUCGUCUUCUUGGGCGACCUGAUCGGCGAGGUCGAGGGCUUUUCCCUGGAGACCCUGUUGGUGCUCUUCUCGCUGAAGGUUCUGUACCCGUAUCACGUGUUCCUCCUGCGUGGUCGCCGGGAGGCCCGUCGUCGUGACUACAAGUCCGCGCUGUUCCGGGAAAUAUACGCGAAGCUGAGCGGCAACGCACGCCAGUUGAAGCUCGCCGACGACGAGGCGCUACUUCUGCAGAGCGCCCAGGAGCUCUACCAUCGCAUAUACGACGUGUUCGAGCACCUGUCGCUUGCAGCCAUCGUGGACGAGCGGGUGCUGUGCGUGCACGGCGCCCUGUCGAAGGCGUUCCGCUCGGUGGAGCAGCUUGCGCGGGUGCGCAAGCCCGUCAUAGUGGAACAGACGUCGGUGAAGGGCGACAACCGGUCCCGCGGCGCUUACGCCAACGUGCACGUGCGGAACGCAUGCUUCGGCACGCUUUCGGAUACCGUGGCCGACGCCUCCGGCGAGCAGUUCCACGCCGACUUCACCGAGAGGGAGUUGGCCUACUGCAUGAGGCGUGGCGGCGUCGAGAUGCUGAUCACCGCGGGCCCGCCGACGGAGCGCGGUUACAGCUACGCGUACGGCGACCGCGUGCUCCAGCUGGGCGGUUACACCCCGGGCGGUAUCUACUCCGCGGCACUGCUCAGGGAACAGCGCAACACGCAAUACGUCAUCACCCACAGGUCGAUCAAGCUGCCAUGA